AUGGCUACGGCAAUUAAUAUUCUUCCUCAACCAAACAUGGAUGACUGUGUAAACGAUUUGUUGAUAGUGCGUCUUGUAGAUGCGUCAUCAGGUAGCGAUGUUCAUCAAAUUAAAAUGAAAAGCGGGCUGCUCAAAAUCCACAAUGUAAGAUAUUUCAACCAAAGCGUUCAAAGAUUGAAAAGCGAUUUAAAACCAUGGAUACCACUACCUUCUGAGGCAAGACAAUCAUGGUCUGAAAUGCUGGGACAACCAGAAAGUAAGUCAGUCGAAUUCAAUGAUAUAGAUGAAUGUAUCCGCUACAUACAAUUAUUUCGCAAGAAAAGAAUUAUUCUUCUGAUAUUCAAUGAACAGGCAAAUGUUAACUAUAUUAAGUCAGCUAUUGGAGAUUUAGCAAACGUUAUUGGAAUCUACCGUUGUAUCUCUCAAAGACAAUAUAAAAACAGAAGAAGUCGUUUAUUUUCCAAGAACAAACACUCUGUACUGAGAAGGUUUGCGGAAAUCGAUGUUACCUCUCCUACUGAAACUCUUGAUAAAUCUCAGCAAGCAGUUCUGAUGACAAUUAUCUUUCUCGACCUGAUACAAUAUAUUCCACAACGAAAUAAUGCAAUGGAUGAUUUUAUAAAAUAUUGUGAAGAGAAGUAUCGAGGUGAUAAAAAAUAUCCACAGUACAUAGUAGAGAUGGACGAGUUCAAAAGAUCCUACCAGCGGAACGCAAUACACUGGUUUUCAAGAAAUAAGACUUUUCUUAACCGUAUGGUUAGUAACACUUGUGCUGCUCUGGACUUUGAUGCACUACCAAAAGUAAGCUUCUUUUUGCGCGAUUUAUAUCAAGAAUUGGAAAAGCAGCAUACUGAACAAAUACAAUCUGGACGAUUGCGAUCAGGUUUGACAGUGUAUCGUGGUGCCAAAAUGAUGGAAGAGGAAUUGAACCAAUUUCAACAAGGUGCUUUAUUUGUAAAUAGAUGCUUCGUUUCUACUACUACAGAAAAAAAUGUUAUAGCUGGAUUUGCAGGUGAAGGUAGCGGUUUGACUAAUGGUCAUUCAGUUUUUCUCACAAUGAACAUUGAUUAUAUUGACAUUCGAGACAAGCCAGUUGCACAUAUUGAUCAUAUCAGUCAAAUGUCGGACGAGAAAGAAGUGCUUUUGUGUAUGGGAAUUAUUUUUCGCGUCAAAUCAUGCAUACAAACUGGAAGCGGUCUGAACUCAAGAUGGGAAAUUGAAAUGGUUCGCGGAGAAGAAGAAGUGAAACUUGAGAGACAUGCAAGUCAAUACCUCAACUCGAUAGCAGAUAGUGGUUUAAGCGUGUUUACCGCCAUGCAAUUUACAACAGAUAUCAAAGAUCAUCUCAAGUCAACUUCUCGAACAUACCAUGCACCACACACAUCAACCGGAGAACAUCAGUCGAUCGCAGUUAAUAACCAUAACACGUCUGCGCAGCAACUUGACAAUGCACCAACGUCACGCGAGCUCACUGUGAUGGAACAUCUUCCUGAUAAUCCACACAUCGCGAUAGAAAUUCCUGAACAACCACCUAGUUCACAGAUAGUUUCCAGUGCUACCACGGGUAUGACUUUCAUUCAACAAGCCAUAAACGUUUUUGCGAUUUUAAAUGUAUUGGGAGCUGUUCCAUUUUUCGUUCACGCUGUGAAUGAUCUCAAAUCAUCUGAUGGACCACCGAUAUGUAAAGCAGUACCAUCUGUCCAAAAUCCAUCGCCGAACUAUCAAGUAGAACAUCUUUACUUUUUCUGUUCUGAAACGCUGUCCAAUAUGACUAUCAUCCAAAAAGUUCAACGCACGUUUAAUGAAACUCAUGCUCAGCAAUAUCAAACAUUUUGGAAUCAUUCAACAAAUAUGACGUAUGUGGAAAAUCCAACAGAGAUUAUUUACACUUGGUUUUCGCUACCUGGCAUGUACAUCGUCAAAGAAAGUUUUCCUCACUUCAUCGAAGCGCAAUUCUAUUACACAGCUAAUGCAUCACGUAUCCUAGGAAACGACACUUGGGAAAUAUGGGUUCAAUUUAUCAACGGACGACAUUUUCAUUUAUCGGGCACUUUCUAA
This is a messenger RNA of Adineta ricciae, 2058 nucleotides long. The record is from the annotation of a GenBank genome assembly. NCBI's taxonomy places the organism in Eukaryota, Metazoa, Rotifera, Eurotatoria, Adinetida, Adinetidae.